CCCAAAUCCGAUUGUCAAAGGAGGAAUGUUAAGCAUAAAUAUUAGUGGUGAAACUGAAAUUGCUAUUGGAGAAGGCGCUAGUAUAAUCGGCACGGCAUUUUAUAAUGGAUAUCCCAUAAAUAGUUAUCCUGAAGAUUUUUGUGAAGGAUGGGUGCGAAAGUCUGGCGGCGAGUGUCCUAUUUUACCUGGAAAAUUUUCCUGUGGUACCACAAUGUUUGUGCAUCAUGGACAAGAAACGAAUGUUGUCCUGCAUUUUGACAUGACUAUUAUAAUUGUUAACAAUGAUUCAGAAGUUGUUGCUUGUAUGGAGGGAGUUGUAGCAAGUGUACAAUAUGAUUAA
Molecule: messenger RNA, 340 nt
Organism: Cetraspora pellucida
Lineage: Eukaryota; Fungi; Glomeromycota; Glomeromycetes; Diversisporales; Gigasporaceae
Source: the annotation of a GenBank genome assembly